AAUAUGAACCCUCAUUAGAAUAAAUGAUAAGUGAAAGAAACUAUUUCACUGCAUAUUAACUAUCUCUACAGAUCAUUCUUUGUGUUUGUUGCAGACACAUUUAGCUUUUUUGGAGAUAUUUUGAAGGGUAACUCAACAUUUUAGGACUUCUUUCGAGCAUUGACUUAAAUGAUUGCAUAGAAGAGUCCAUCAUCAGUGAUGAGAGGAUGACGGAGACAGAAGCAGCCCCUCCUUUUCUUUCUUCUUUUUUCAUGGUGGUGCCUUCAGGGUCCUUCUUUUUCAUUUGGACCUUUGAAGUGUGAAUAAGUCUAAAUUAUAGGAGUCUGUCACCACACCCAGACCGCAGGAUUAAGCCCCCCUGGUUUCGACUCUGUGUCUGUCAGCAGAAGCAUCGACUGCUCUUCUUUUACCUUGUAAUUAUUUUGACAAGUCGGAAGCAGCUCCUUACCUUCGCAGAGAGCCUCCUGUCUGUUAAUCUGCUCUGAAAUGGGGAACAGCAAACCUCCAGCGCUCCUCUCAAUUAUCGGUGUCAUGCUGCUUUGGCCGUAUGCUCUCACCAGGAGCGUCUCAUCCAGACUUCAAACUGAAGACAGCAACCUUCUCUCUGCAGGUCAGGAAGAAGAGCGCCCUCAUGUGGUGAAACGGUCAACACAGACAUGUGAUAGCACAUUUGACAGUUACUGUCUGAACGACGGCAAGUGUAUGCUGCUGGUGGACAUCAACGAACACCACUGCAAGUGUGACAGUGGCUUCUAUGGGCCCAGGUGUAGCCAAAUGGAGCUGGUGGUUCAGCCAAUAGGAGAGGAGCAGAUCAUCCUCACUGUGUUCUGUGUGAGUCUGCUGCUGAUCGGUCUGGCUGGAGCACUGUACUUCUGCUGCAAGUGGUAUAAGAAAAACAGAUUCUCCCGUCCCCCGAAGCGGCAGGGCUACAAAGGAGUCCAGACUGCUUAGACUGCUACACAUUUUUACUACAUUCCCAGCUGGAAAGGCACACCUGGAUUUCACAGAUUUUUACAAGAAAAAUUCCACAUGACAGUACUGGACGAGUUCACACUCUGAGACUUGUUAGCACAAAUAGUAAAUAUUCAAAAAUAGUCAUGUAAUAGUCGGGAUGUUAACCACCAAGCAAUGGUACCAAAGUGUCUUCUUUUUUUAGCUCUUUGUUGCAAGUUCAUAUGAAACUGAUUUUAAUAUUUCAAAGGUUUCGGAUCAGGUCACAGCUUUUAAUGUGCAAAAUAGAUAAAAAAUAAGAUCACGUGUGAACUGUCCAGCUGCCUUCAGAGUAAAUCCCUGGUAUACUGUUCUACACAGCUUUAUAGUUUUUAAUUUAUAUCUGACAUUUCUGCUUGAACAAGUAGCUAUAGUCACUUUUUGUGUUUUUCUAGCAGUUAUUUAGCCGUUGAACGAGUCAUUAAGUAUAGUACCUCUAUGUUUUAUUGUUUGCCAUUUGUUAAGUCAUAACAUUUUUUAUUAUUGUUAAUUUAUUGAUGGUGUAGACGCUGGAAGCUCUGUUACUUCUUUUGAAUGUUUUACUCCAGUUUGACUUGUUAUUUCUGUUUAUGACUCUUCUGUUAUUUUAUACAACACUUAGGUCUGAAGGGCACGACUGAUAGUCCUUACAUUCUUCAAAGUCCUUUUAUCUACAUCUGAUGUAUUGUUUUGUUUUCUCAAAGGAAAGUGCAGAAAUGUAAAUAAAAGGAAAUACUUUUCAAAAUGUCA
Notolabrus celidotus (New Zealand spotty) is the source of this 1719-nucleotide messenger RNA. RefSeq names its product proepiregulin-like. NCBI's taxonomy places the organism in Eukaryota, Metazoa, Chordata, Actinopteri, Labriformes, Labridae. The transcript is spliced from 5 exons. Gene Ontology annotation, biological process: positive regulation of cell population proliferation; positive regulation of mitotic nuclear division; epidermal growth factor receptor signaling pathway. Bases 487 to 951 code for a protein of 154 amino acids. The record is from RefSeq and is a predicted model, not a curated record.